Messenger RNA from Myxocyprinus asiaticus (Chinese sucker), 9914 nucleotides. Its product is annotated as inactive tyrosine-protein kinase PEAK1-like. Lineage: Eukaryota; Metazoa; Chordata; Actinopteri; Cypriniformes; Catostomidae. The record is from RefSeq and is a predicted model, not a curated record. Gene Ontology annotation, biological process: protein phosphorylation. The transcript is spliced from 6 exons. The coding region runs from base 652 to 5934 and encodes 1760 amino acids. Gene Ontology annotation, molecular function: protein kinase activity; ATP binding.
AGCAGCAGCAGAACUCAAGCCGUUAACGGAGUGGUGGAUCACCGACGUGCGAUCACAAAUAUCACGCUAUCAAAAUACUUAUGAGAGCCCACGUUCAGUUUAACGACAGUUCCGCGACACCAGGAUUAUGACGGAGCCCAUGGAUUCGUAAGGAGAGCGUUGUCGUUGGCUGAAGGUAAGAGCGGAAAGUUCGUUCAGAGUUUCACUGAAAGCUCCGCGCUGAUAUACGCGUCGCUCCGCGAGACGCAGCAGCGCGUGAGAGUGGCGCAUUUGGACGCGAAACAAGCCAAGAGCGAGACGCGUGACGGAGCUACGCAGCUGUGAUUUCUUCACCAGUUUCCCUUCAGUUUAACGUUUCUGACUGACUUUCAUUUUUUAAAAAGGCCCUCGGUUCACAGUAACGCUCGUGCUGUGGUGGUUUAACGUUUAAGCUGAAGCAGGACGCGUUUUUCUGUCUGAAAUCGGAAACUCCAUGAGGAAAAAAACAGACGAGAUUUGAGAGCCGGUUCUGGAGAAUUCCUCCGUGUUUCUGUCACGCCAGGAUGUGUGUGAGAUGCUGUUUGUGUGCUGAGAGCAGUUUUUUAAACCGUGUCUGGGUGUGAACGUCAGCCUGAAGUUUGUGUGUGUAAUGGAGGGUUUUCCUGUUCAUUGAUGCUGCAGCAUUGCCCUGCAGUCAUGUCUGCAUGCAACACCUUCACUGAGCACGUAUGGAAACCAGGGGAGUGCAAGAACUGCUUUAAGCCCAAGAGUCUUCACCGGCUUCCAGAGCAAGCCAAUGAGAGCAAGACGGACGCUAAUGCGAAACUUGCCAACAGCAGCCAGAGGAGCAUCUCCUCGUCACGUGCUGGCCAGGUCCGUCCACCUGUCGCCAAGAAACCAACCAUUGCGGUGAAACCCACCAUGAUGCUGCCUUGUUCCCCACCAGAAGUGGACUCUGAGGGAAAUGUGCCAAGGCUUGCAGAGGGAGGACAGGUCAGUAAGAGCUCACCUUUCACCAUCUGGAACCACAACAGCCUGAAUAGCACAAGACUUGCAGGGACAAACAACAAUCAAGGAGAGGAUUUAGUUGGGCAGACAGAGACAUAUGGUGCCAUCUCCUCGCAGCCAGCUAGCAGCAACAACAACGGAAUGACAGAUGUGCUGAAAGAGAUUGCUGGUCUGGAAUCUUCCCCGAGCUCCAGCAGAGAUGACUUCUUUGGUCGGAUCUGCAGUUUGUAUCGGCGCUCGUUAGAGAGGGGCCUUCCAGCUUCAAGUUGCUUCCAUGCUGGGAGUGGCCCAGGAGCUAUGAAACGUGUUUCCCUUAGUGACAGUGCAGAGAUUAUCAGCUCAGAGGGAGGACGUUUCUGUUAUCCUGAGUUCUCCAGUGAUGGUGAUGAUGAUGAAGAUGAUGAGAGUGGUGAUGAGGAUGAUGACGGAGAGCAUGACAGUUGGGAUGAAAGUGACGAAGAGUUAUUGGCGAUGGGGAUCCGAAUGCGAGGUCAGCCUCGUUUUGCAAAUUUCCGUGCAGCCACGCUGUCCCCGGUUCCCUUUGAUGUAGGGAAGAAAUGGAACACAGUUCCUCUACGUAAUCGCUCGCUGCAGAGAUUCUGUGCUGUGGAUUACGAUGACAGUUACGAUGAGAUUCUCAAUGGAUACCCAUCUGUGGACUCAAAUGGAGCUCCUGGUCUUCUCUCGUACGGCUCUGACCACCAAGGCAGUAGCUUUCUGUCCACCUCUGAUUCCACUGCCUCACCUGAGUCCUUGACUUCUCUACCUGAAGAUUCCUGCACUGGCAGCAGUAGGAGCCCUGGUGACCAGAGAAAUUGUCUUUCAUUGUCAUCUGACAAAGAACAUUCAGCCAGAGAACUGAGCUCACCAAAAUCCAAUGAAAGACACAAAGCUGUUCUAGCCAUCCGACUGGAAGAUCAAGAUGAUAGUCAAAGAGAGCGAGGGGCAAUCCCACAGGCCCUUCCUGGCCAGCCAAUUACCAUUAGCUUUAGCCCAACCGAGGAGCAGGCCAAGCCCUAUCGAGUGGUGAAUCUUGAGAAGGCUCCUGUCUGUAAGCCUUACACUGUGGUGGAUGUAUCUGCCUCCAUGGCCACAAAAGAUGAUCAUGCUCACUCUAGUGAAAGCAUUUCAAAGCCAAGCAUCCCCAGUGUUGCACUCAACCCCUCCACUGAUCCCGGUCAUGUCUUGGCCACCUCCCCUCAGUCCCCCAGAUCUCCUGUCUCACCUGUGGCAUCUGCAUCCCUGUCACUGUCUCCUCUUAUGCCACAGUCUCCUGCAGGUUCUCCUACUGCAAGACCCAGUGCUUCCCACUUAAAGCCUGGCUGUAUCCGUUACCAAGAGGUGUGGACGUCUUGCACCAGCCCACGACAAAAGAUUCCUAAAGUUGAUUUAACAAGCGGCAGUGCCGCUUCAAGACUCAUCAACCACAAAUCAGCUCCCACAUCUCCAGCUGCAGGCUUCAGCUCUGCACGCACAGUCCCAACAAAAUCCCCAAACUUAUCUGAGAUCAAAUUUAACAGCUACAACAAUGCUGGCAUGCCCCCGUUUCCCAUCAUUAUCCGAGAUGAGCCUGCAUACGCACGCAGCUCCAAGAAAGCAGUGAAGGUUCCCAUCGUAAUAAAUCCCAGUGCUUACGAUAACCUGGCUGUGUACAAGAGUUUCCUGGGGCUCAACGGUGAACUGCCCCAUUCCAAGCCAGAGGCAGGAGAGCGAGUGGCCAGCCACACAUAUGAGGAGAUUGGAUCCUCUGAAAGCACACAUCUCUCUACUAUUGAGCAGACACCUCAAUUGAAGCACUCACCAGACACAAAUGCUAACACAGAACUGAGGACCAUCCCAGAAUCAGGACAGACAGUGAACGAUGGUAAAGCCAGGACCACAACAGGUCUCUUCGCCCUUCCUGCUGGUAACCUGAGCCCCAGCACUACCUCUGCUGUUUUGACUCACAGCAGUCUGGAUCGCAGUUGUAAUCCCAGUGGUGAGCAGCCACCAGAGGACAGCAGAGAGGGCCAGGUCACAUCCAGCGGAAGUUUAGGUCAGAGAGAGAAAGCAAGUGCGGUUCUGUCUCAGAUUGUGGCCUCAAUACAACCACCGCCAUCUCCUCCAGACACCCCUGCUGGCCAAAGUAAGACCUGCUGCGUGGAGGAGCUUUACUCUAUGCCACCAGAUGCCUCCAGAGACGCUCUUAGCAGACCCAAAUCACUUCACUGCUCUGCAGAACCUCACAAAGACAUGCCACCCAAACUCUUGCCCAAAUCCCAGAGUGCCUCUGCUGCUGUACACCCCACCAGCCCCAGAUAUGAACCAAGUGCCCCGUUCCCCCCGGUCCGGUCCAGCUCCUCUCCUUACCACUCAAGCAACCUGCUCCAGAGACACUUUAGCAACUGGACCAGACCAGCUGGGGCCAAGUCUUGUGAUGGCGAGACCAGCCCAGGUGCAGAGGGCAAACGUUCAGCUGAUGCCAACAAGCCCAAGCGCUGGAUUUCCUUCAAGAGCUUCUUCCGCCGGCGGAAGGAUGAUGAAGAACAGAAGGAGAAAAUGGAGCGAGAGAAAGAAAAAGGGAAACUGCUGGGAUUGGAUGGGACGGUCAUCACCGUACUGCCCCCUCCGCCUGUACAGAGACAGCACUGGUUUGCUGAGUCCAAGACAGAUGAUCCUCACCAGAAACCUACGAUCAUAUUUACCUAUAAAUCAGAAAGUACCAUGGGUGGAGAAGAGGCUGAGCUUCGGGUUGAGGAGCACAAAGAGAGCUCAAGUGUUACAGGGGAAGGCAGAGCUUCCGACCUAUCAACUCCACCAAAGAGCAGAGCCAGUCUCCUUAUAAGCAAAGUCAUGAAUCAGCUUCCUGUUCAGGAUACUGAGAUAUCCUCAGCCACCUCGCUGCCUGCUAAGCUGGAGCUGUCGCCCCUUCGUGAGCAGUCUGCCUGCUGUCCGCCCCCAGCGUCGCCCACUUCACACAGCAGCAGACAAGCAGAACGAGAGGAAGAGGAAACCGCUCAUACCGUCUCACACUCUUCUGCAUCAAGCAGCUGCAGGGCUACAUACACAAACCUUGGUCAGUCCAGGGCCAACAUGAUCCCUGUGAAACAUCCCAGACAUCCUAAAACAUCUGAUGACACUUUAACCGCUGACCCAGAGGUCAUCGAACCCAUCUCUAAAGCCACCCCUCCACCCCUGCCCAAAAAGUCAGUCCCACGUGUUCAAACAGAAUCGGCCACUCUAGGUAUAGAACUCUCAGCCCCACGACCCAAAGGAGAGGCCAAACCAGGCGGGACCAGUCUGAGCGUCGCCAAUCCACUCUACGAUCUUGAGUCCACAUGGGAUUCAGCCAGUCAGAGUUCCUCACUUAGCUCAGAGGCACAACAUCUCGAUGAAUCUGGAGACUCCCUGGAGCGUCCCUCAGGUGGGCGGAGCCUGUCCUGCCUGACCAAUAGCAGCUUCAUGCAGGCUUGUGAUCGCCGUGGCUACCAGAGUACAGACAGUCUAACGGCCAGGACACGAGGGGCUGGGAGGCCCGCUAAAGCACAGAAACAUGUGGUUUAUAAAGGGAUAGAGAGCUGGGAGGAAGUGGUCGGGAGAAUUCGAGGACUGCACACGGAUACGUUGCGCAAACUGGCGACAAGAUGUGAAGAUCGAUUCAUGGCUGGACAAAAAGAUCACUUGCGCUUUGGGACAGACAGCUGGUCUCACUUUCGGCUGACUGCAGGGAAACCUUGUUGUGAGGCAGGAGAUGCUGUUUACUACACAGCGUCUUUUGCCAAAGAACCUCUGAUGAACUAUGCUGUCAAGAUCUGUAGAGGUGUUGUGAAGGAGACACAGCAGCAGUUUUUUCACAGUCUGGCAGUUCGGCAGAGUAUUGCCGUCCAUUUCAACAUCCAGCAGGACUGUGGCCACUUCCUGGCAGACGUUCCAGCCCGCCUGCUGCCCUGGGAGAGUGAAGAGGACAGAGAUGAGGAGAGAGGCAGUACAGAGGGAGUAGAGGUGGAAAAAGCAAAUGAGGAACAUGCCGAUGCUGCAGGCGGCAAACUGUGCAGCCGGGUUGUGGUGAUCACUCGUGAGGUGCCAUUUCAGACAGUGGCCGAUUUCGUACGUGAGGGCGUAGAGCGUCACUCACGAAACUCUGAGCUGUAUGAACGUCAAGUGUGUCUGCUGUUGCUGCAGUUGUGUGCAGGACUCGAACACAUGAAACCGUACCACGUCACGCACUGCGACCUGCGACUUGAGAACCUCCUGCUGGCGCACUCCCAGCCCGGCAACCUGUGGAACCACGAGUUGCUGGAAUCCAACAACAACGCUGCAUAUGGACCGUCCUCUGCUGCGGCCUCCACUUGCCCAGCCCGCCUCAUCAUCAGCAACUUCUCUCAGGCCAAACUGAAGAAUGCGGCGCUGGAACCCGCUUGGCUUCGAGAACAGUCCCGUCUUGCUCCCGAGCUUAUUACUGCCACUCAGUACCGCAAGUGCGAUGAAUUCCAGACCGGCAUACUGAUCUAUGAAAUGCUGCAUCGGCCGAACCCAUUCGAGGAAUGUCCGCAACUCAAAGAGAGAGAAUACUGCAGCUCCGAUUUACCCCAGUUGCCAUUACGUUCCCUCUACUCAAAUGGCCUUCAGCAGCUUGCAACAUUGCUACUUAACCCCAAUCCUUCCGAGCGCAUCCAGAUGGCGGAUGCCCGGGCAUGUCUGCAGUGUCUACUGUGGGGUCCACGAGAGGAUCUGUUUAAUUCGUUGAACCCUGGUGCCGGGCCCGUCCAACGCCACGUCGUCCUGCAGAACUGGUUAGACCUGAAGCGAACGCUGAUGAUGAUUAAAUUUGCAGAGCGUUCUUUGGACUCGGGUUGUGGUGUGAGUCUCGAGGACUGGUUGUGCUGUCAGUAUCUGGCCUUCGCCACCACAGAGUCUCUCAGCAGAGUGAUCAAAAUCCUGCAGCAGCCACAGGGCGUGCUUAUCUGAUCGCAGCCAGUCACACAGCAGAACAACAUCACAAAUGUGCCCGCCCAGUUUUUUUAGCCGAUUUGGUUCCAGAAUAAUUUUUCCCAUUCAUUUUUUUCCAUAGGGUUUUCAAGAAUUAUAAGCCGUAAAACAAACCAUCCAUCUCCAAGGUGAAUUACAACAUUCCAAAAUUUGAUUUAAGCAAAAAAGUCUUUGAAAAUCAGACUUGAAGACAAAGGUACAAGACCAUGUAUUUACAUUAUCUACAAUCCCAUGAAAAAUUUCAAAUGACUUAAAUUAAAAAUGAUAGAAAAAUAUAAAAGUAUUGAUUUAAAAUUAUUGAUUCUAAGUAUAGAAACUAUACAUUUUAAGUUAAUUGCAAAACCGACUUGAUUGCGUCAUUUGCAGUGUGUCAUGGAAGUUGGCAAUCGCUGCAGUGCCCGUUUUUAGCAUUUUGAUUGCUGCAGUUCUCUGAUUGGUGGAUCUUUUCUCUUCAGGAUCUGGGUUGUGUAGUUCUUCACCAGAAAUUGUAGUGUUAAACAUUAUUUUUUUUUUUAAAUGAAGUUGAAAUAAUGCAGACUGACUUCAACAGAAGUAUAUUCCAUCAAUUAACAACCUCGAAGCUCACUGUAGGUCUGUCUUUAAAGGUUUGUAAGUUAUCAUUCAAAAAUCGAUUUGCCUAUGAAGAAAAUGAAUGGGAUUUUUACUUUAAGAAUCACACUGUUGCGCUCUGUAGUGACCAACGAACUCUGUGGCACAGGCUGGGACAUUUAAGCAUGUGUGCUGUACAGAUGUGUGAUUUUUUUUUUUUUUUUUUUUUUUUUUUUAAUCAUCAUUUGAAUUUGUUAGUGAAUAUGUUCGCAUUGGGUUUACCGUGCAGAGUCAAAAUUAGUCAGAACAGACCAGUUUACAGGAUGAAAAGUGACAAUGUGAAGUCAUAUUUAACUCCACAGAUAAUGGCACAUUUAUAGAACUGCUUUUAUGAACAAAGUGAAACUGCAUGAAAUGUGUGUAUGUGUGUGUGUUGUGGGUUUUCUGGUGGUUUGUUUAGUUUGGCUUUUCACUCUGCUGUAGAGACUUGUGAGUAUAUCAGCAGGAAACCACUGAUCCAACAUCAGCUGUAUCAAUAUUCCAGUAACUCAUUAAACUUAGAUUAUAGAAAUACAGUAACAAUACAGUACCAUAUUACAGUAUGUGUAAGAUUGUAUGUCUGUGGAGGUAAACUGGCAUUAGGUCACUGAAUGAAUGAAUGCAUUAGAGUCUUUAACAUGCCUUACUUUAUAUAUCUAUAAGUGUGUGUGUGUGAGUGAGAAAGAGAAAUAAGGACGGAAACAAAAUAUUAGCAAUCAUAUCACUCAGAUCUGUUGUUAUAUCAGGAUCUGAUAGAAUCAUACAGAUUAGUUUGAGACUACAGAUUGGAUUAAGAUAUUUUUCUACCAUAACAAGAGCACAGUAAUGCUUACCAAAGACUAAACACUCUGAACCACACAGAACAGAAGAUAUUUUUACAUUUUACGUAGUCAAAGAGAAUAUAUUAAUAAUCUCCGUCAUAAAGAAAGUGGCCUUAUGCAGUUAUAACAAAUGCAGUUUGCUUCUUUCUAGUACUUUGGUUCUCCAAAGUAGAUGAGCAUUUUGAAUCAGAGAGAUUGGCUUUAGUGUCAUAAUCUGGGGCACCAAACUCACUCAAAUCAAACUAGAGUCACUCCAGAUUCUGAUCGUAGUGUCCACACCUGCAGAAAUGGCUCUCAAAAAUGAUCAGGACAUAGCAAACCCUGACCUUGUGACCUUACAGGAAUGUUAUUACCUGGACGUUUCUGAAUCCUUUCAUUUAUGUGCAAUCAUUAAUUAGUGUUAAUUAUGUUACAGUAUUUUAAGAUAUAUUUAACGCACUUGAUAUUCUCAGCAUGCCUUUGUACUUUUAUCUUCCUGUUUCAGUUUGGCACAUAAUUAAUGAGAGCGAGAGCUUAUAGAUCAAACCCCAGGAGGUGUGUGUGUGUAUGUAAGGCUAUUUGAUUGUGUGAGAAGCAGUAGUCUGAACCUGGAACAGCACAUUCUUUAGUUAUUUUUGGUGUUGUAGUGCAUUUUAGGGCUUGUAGACCAGGCAAUGGUAGCAGAUGUGUGUUUGGUAUACAGACAGACUACUCAAACCCCCCUUACACACUCACACACACGCUAGCUGCAUCCCUAUUCCAAUACUUCUGUUAUGCCCUAAAAGUUGGCUAUUUUGCUACUGUUGAUUAAGUAUGUACAUUUGAGGAUGUAGUAAGACAUUACACCAGUUAUGGGCAUACUAAAAUUACAUAAAAUUGCUUGCGCCCUUUGUCAUUUACUGUUAGCAUUUCCAUGCGUUGACAUCUAGCUCAAUUUAUUUUCAUAAACUUUUUGGUUCAUGCUUUUAAAAAAUUGCUUUGGCAGCUGCGGUCUGUCAUUUCUCAAAAUUUUUCAGUAACUUGAACGAGUUAAAAAUUCACCACAAAUUGUAAGUUAUCCGGGCUUGUUUUUUAGUGUAAUCAUUUUGGUUAGUUUUAAUUUUGCAUAUUAUAGACCUUAUUAACAGCAGCACCAUCUUUGAUUAUUGACCGGAAUGACAACGAGGUUUUGAGGUAUGGACUUAUGUCUCUUUAAUGGGCUGUACUGCAUUUUAAAGUGUUUUUGGAUUGUUCCGCAUUUCUAUGUUUUCAAGAACAUUCAGUAGAUAUAAAAACUCCAAUUCAACAUGAGUUGUGGAAAAUCAGAAGUGAUCUAGGAGCAUUUCAUACCAUGUGUGCCAUUGAAGAGAUGGUAAGUCCUUCCCUCACAGCCUUGUUGUUAUUAAAAAUCAAAGAUGGCGCUCCUGUGAAUAAGGUCUAUAAUACAGUUUGGGUAGUAUGUGAAUGCAGCCACUCUUAAGGACAAACUAUUCUCUACAAAAGUAUGUGAACGCAGACACUUCUAGCUACGUAAGCUCGAUUUCUCGCUUAGUGAGUACCAAAAUGAGUCAGACAGCCAUUCAUAACACAACGCAAGUACGUGCUGCAUUCUCAACUUUGCCGCAAGGGUUGCUAAGGUGGACAUUAGCGUAAACUGUCUGCUUCUACGGUGAGUUUUCUCUUUUAAGCCAACUCCUGUAAUGGGGGAGCAACAAUUUGAAGAGAAUAUUGCUAGGCUGAAGUCAAGUUAAAGUCAACAUAUAGCAACUUACCUGAAUAAUAACACACCCAGUAUAAUGGCACAGACUUUUGAAGGUAACUCUAUCGCCCCCUUGAGUAUUAAGGUUUGUAACCCCACAGUAAUGCAAAAACCCUCCUUCACUUGUCGCGCAUUGGCACUGCGUUGAGCAGGUGCUCGCAUCUGCGUUUGCUUAAUUGCAUUAUGUUUCUGACCUUACUGUUCUGUUUCCUUAAAUUACAUUUUACAUAUUAAAGUAUGAUGAUUUGCAUAUUUUCUGAAGAGAAAGGGAUUUCAUGAUUGAUGGUUCUUGUAAGGUCAUUGGUUAUAGUCUCUCUCAGUGAUGAACUAGGGCGGGACCAUUAGUUUACACCCAAAUCUUCCAUUUCCAAAGCAGCAGUUACAGUUCCAUCAAUUCCGUUAAAAAGAAGCAGGAAUAUUGUGUGAGAGAGUGAUUCCGUUGUGUGUUGUGCUGAAUUCUUGCAGGUCUCACCGUAGGCUUGUUUUUAGUAGUCAGAGAGCAAUAUGUUGUAUUUGAAUUAUAUUUGUAUAUAAUUAUUUCAGUGUAGUUUAUUGAAAACUAUUAAUAUCAUUAGAGAAUUACAGGAGUUUUAACAUGAGAGAAUGAAAGUGUCAGCAGAUGUCUGUAACCUGGAGAAAGUGUGUGCGUUUGUGAGAGAGUGCGUGUUUAUCAGUUUAUCUGGUUUUAUUCAUUCACAUCAUUUCACAGAAAUCAUGUAUUUACUGUUAUUUACAAAUGUUUAUUGCCAGUGAUUUCACAACUGCUUUUUAUCUAUUUAGCUCUCCAUUACUGAGUUAACUACUCAUAAUAAAACUAUGAAUAUGUUUUUAAA